Spodoptera litura is the source of this 2396-nucleotide messenger RNA. The record is from RefSeq and is a predicted model, not a curated record. NCBI's taxonomy places the organism in Eukaryota, Metazoa, Arthropoda, Insecta, Lepidoptera, Noctuidae.
UUCUAUACAAUAUUUUACAAGACUUUUUUAAAGAUUACCUAGGCAAGUGUGUUUAUCUAAUAAUUUAUCUACGAGUUUAUUUUUAAGAAUAAAAAAUGACAAAAAAGAAGUCGAAGCGGAAAGGGAAGGUCGAGAAGCUGACUAAAGCACUACAAGGGUUUACUAUAUCAGAACCCGGAAGCAAUCAAUCUACAUCAACAACUUCGACUGCAUCAUCUUCAUCACACAAGAAACAAGGAUCAGAAACAGCAACAGCAUCGGUACCGGCAACACCAUCAACAUCAAAGGCAGCAGCAGCACCGGUAAUAGCAUCACCGGCAACACCAUCAACAUCAACAGCAGCGGUAUCAGCAUCUCCAGCAAUACCAUCAACAUCAAAAGCAGCAACAUCGGCAACGUCACCGGCAACACCAUCAACAUCAAAAGCAUCGGUACCAUCAUCUCCGACAACACCGCCUACACCAUCAACAUUAACAGCAUCGAUACCGGAAUCACCAGGAACCCCAUCAACGUCAACAGCAUCGAUAUCAUCACCGGUAACUCCAUCGGCACCGCCUUCAGAAUCGCCGGGAACACCUUCCACAUCAAAAGAAGCAGCACUACCACUGGCAUUGGCAUCACCGGCAACACCAUCGUCAUCAAAGGCACCGGCAAAAGCAUCACCAGCAACACCAUCGACAUCAAAGGCACAGGCAAAAGCAUCACCAGCAACACCAUCGACAUCAAAGGCACAGGCAAAAGCAUCACCAGCAACACCGUCGACAUCAAAGGCACAGACAAAAGCAUCACCAGCAACACCGUCGACAUCAAAGGCACCGGCAAAAGCAUCACCAGCAACACCGUCCACAUCAAAGGCACCGGCAAAAGCAUCACCAGCAACACCAUCGUCAUCAAAGGCACAGGCAAAAGCAUCACCAGCAACACCGUCGACAUCAAAGGCACAGGCAAAAGCAUCACCAGCAACACCAUCGACAUCAAAGGCACAGGCAAAAGCAUCACCAGCAACACCGUCGACAUCAAAGGCACAGGCAAAAGCAUCACCAGCAACACCAUCGACAUCAAAGGUACCGGCAAAAGCAUCACCAGCAACACCGUCCACAUCAAAGGCACCGGCAAAAGCAUCACCAGCAACACCGUCCACAUCAAAGGCACAGGCAAAAGCAUCACCAGCAACACCAUCGACAUCAAAAUCACCGGCAGCCUCACCGGCAACCCCAUCAACGUCAAAAGCUACAGCAGCCUCAACUUCAGAAGCCGCAGCAGCAGUAUCACCAACACCAUCAGCUUCACAAUCAGGUGAAACUAUUUUAGAUACAAACAUAAAGCCAGAAAUGCUCGCAAAAUGGCCAAAAGUUAAGAAUAAAGUACCACCUGUCUUCCUGCAUAAACCAGUUGACUUUGAACAACAUGUGAAAAAAGUUUUAAACAUGGGAAUUAAAUUCUAUCAACCGAACCUCGGUAAAAACUAUACCAAAAUAAUUUGUCAAAGCUUUAACGACCACAAACACUUGACAAAAUAUUUCGACAAAAAACAACUACCUUACCACACAUUUGGACAUCCUUCUAAAAGGAAAAUGAAAGUUGUCAUCAGGGGCCUGCCUAAGGAAAUAGAUUUGUACAAAGUCAAACAUACAUUGAAAUCUGUUUCUCUUCCUGUCAUAAGAGUCCAUAAAAUGAAUACCAAAGAAGAUAGAAAGGACAAUACAAUAUUGGUUUUGGCAGUUGUACCUUACGAUGAAAGCGGAAAAGUAAUUUUGAAAUUGUCUAAGCUGUUAGGACAUAAGGUGACAUUGGAGCCUCCAUACACAAAACCAAAGCAAUGUCAUCGCUGUCAGAAGUGGGGUCACUCUCAAAGGUAUUGCCAUGGGCAAAUUAAAUGUGUGAAAUGUGCAGGAGAACAUUUGUCCAAGAAAUGUGAGAGGGAUCCAGAGAAAGAGCCACCUAAAUGUGCGAAUUGUAAUGAGGAUCACACUGCUAGUUAUAGAGACUGUCUUUUUACCCCAGGGUCAGCAGGCUAUGAACUGCUGCAGGAAAUUAAAAUACACAAACCUUGUUACAAGCCACUUGUACUUGUAACUCUUGAUAACUAUGAAACGUUGUACAAAAAUGUUGAAUAUGGGAAAACGCCAGCCAAAAAAUAAUUUGUACUAGGCUUCACAUAGGUAGUACAAAUCUUAAAAUAAUAUGAAGAUUUAACAUAUACCUAAGUUCCGUAUUUAAUUUUUUGUAUAAAUAUUAACCAUGUUGUUGCAUUUCCUUCAAGGAAGUCAAACUUUCAUUUUUAUAUAAUUUAAGUUUUUGUUCUGUAACUUUGUGGACUGAUGAAUAGACUAGUGAAAUGGAUGGCAUAUUUUACAUGUAUUUAUAACCAAACAAAAUAAAUAUUUUAAGCAGCA